GUCCUUGCUACUUCUCACUUUAAAAUCUUUCAGUGGAACGUGUCGUCAACCAAAGUAAGCUGUCAUUUCUGACUUAACAACUAUUAGUUAACAUUUUGGUGUAGAAGUAGUUCCCAGUGUGCUUCUCAAUAUCGCUGGUUUUCACACUGCGUCAUUUUCAUGCUCAUGAGUUUUUAUAUGUGAAAUCCUUAAAAUCCUAUGCCCAUCCUAGCCUAAAGACCUGUUUUGACCCACGAAACUCUGCGUUGGCGGCCAGUUUACGAAUUACGAUCUCCUGGAACGAUCUUUCAGUCUAAAGGGAAGACCUAAAAAUAAAAAAUCGGCUAAUUGUUUAUGUUCGCCGUAAGUGCAGUGAGUUUUCUCCUGUUUUCUCCUACGUGUACAUGUACAUGUAUAUCAAUGAGCCUAUACAUAAGUAUCUACUUAUGUAUUUUAAUAGCACUCAAAUCGCUGAAAAUUCAGCGCGAAUUUAGAUGAACGUCUCGAAGCAAAAACAAUUAUUAACUGACACGUCUAAUUCAUAACGAAAAUACAAAGGAGAUUUAUGUAUAGUUUUGUUUGUAAAUACAAUGAAGAAAACUCCUUGUUAUCCAACCUUAAUCUCUUUUGUUUGAGAGGUAUCAUAUCAAACAUUUGACAAAGUAGUUCAUCGCACUAUAAACGAACACCUCGAGUAUUUGUUAGGGCUACAGUGUAGAAGGAAUCCAACUAGUUUUUGGCUUCUUAUAUUAUUUUCUACAGUUUUAAGAGUAAUCUUUUCUUUGUGAAAGGACAUUUUUGAAAUCUCAUGGUAGUUUAACUAUAUUUCCUCUUAACAACGAAGUGCUCCCUAUUAUUUUUUAUAAGGUAAAUCGACGAACUCUUAAAUAACUGUCAUGCUACUUUCUUUAUCCUCUCAACAACUAGCUGAUACACAGACGCCAUGAAACUCAUUCCAUUUUUUGUGUGCAUUGUGGUGGUUCUUUUGUUAACUGUACCCGAAGACUCUGAAGCAGUUCCAGCUGCGUGGUUUGUGAGAAUUGCUGCGGCCCUCGGUUUGAAGCUGGCAAAGAACAGUUACUACGCUAGAUGUAACGUCCGCAACGUGCCGUCUGGAAUUAGCUGCCCUUCCGUUGCGUUCGGUGUUGGUUCAAGUAGAAAAGAGGCCCAGAAUUCAGCAAGAGCGUACGCAAAUCUAUGGGAUUCUCAGUGUGGAGCUUACCUGGGGCACUGCGACAUCAGAAAAUUCAGGAAGUAAACAAUAAAAAUAAAGGAUAACAACAGCAGAAAUAAGAAACUGAUUUAAUUAAUCUUCAGUGAAAAUGGAUUUACAAUAGGCUAUAGAAGGACAGUUUACUUGUAG
Porites lobata is the source of this 1342-nucleotide messenger RNA. The record is from the annotation of a GenBank genome assembly. NCBI's taxonomy places the organism in Eukaryota, Metazoa, Cnidaria, Anthozoa, Scleractinia, Poritidae.